This is a messenger RNA of Erinaceus europaeus (western European hedgehog), 2727 nucleotides long. RefSeq names its product membrane-spanning 4-domains subfamily A member 4A. NCBI's taxonomy places the organism in Eukaryota, Metazoa, Chordata, Mammalia, Eulipotyphla, Erinaceidae. The record is from RefSeq and is a predicted model, not a curated record. Bases 439 to 1182 code for a protein of 247 amino acids. The transcript has 7 exons. Gene Ontology annotation, cellular component: Golgi apparatus; membrane.
ACACCUAUGGACAUCUUUUAAACUCUGAAUCAAGUAAACUGGACGUCAAGGGCAGAAUUUGAAGGAGAGGAACACCAUGCUUUGGCAUUGUAACACAGUCAUUCUGGAUAUGAAUGUGUGUGGGGAAGACUGAAUUUACAAGGUCAGAAGUGAACCAAAUACUUCUGUUUGAACAAAAAUGGCGCCAUCAGUAUUCUUGGUCAAUAAGGAUGACAGCUUGGUCUAAGAGGUGGGAGAAUUAUUGAGAGCUGAACAAAGGAUGUGCAACAUCAGAAAAAAAAAAAUCACAAGUCACUGGACGCAUUUAGACUAGCUAAGAGAAGGAACUGAUGGAAAACUGUGGUUUUUAAAUAUGAGUGACUGAAAUAUUGUGGAGCAUUUCAUUAAGAUCAACGUCACUUGUUGACUGGAAACCUAGUUCAGCUUGUGGGGUGCAGGAUGUGCAUUCCUGGUGCACCCAGUUUGAGAACCUCUUCUGCUGCCAUGACAACCAUGCAAGGGACGGAACAGGACACAGGAGUCACUGGUUCCACUGGGUACCAUAUGGGACAGCCCAUAGCUCUGCAUCCGUAUCUGUGGAAAGGCUUGGCAGAGAAGUUCUUGAAGGGGGAGCCCAAGGUGUUGGGUGUUGUACAAAUCGUGAUUGCCCUGAUGAAUUUCAGUUUUGGAGUCAUAACUAUGAGUGUCACAAUAACAUAUCAUGGACAGUAUCCCUUCUCGGUGUACACAUGCUACACAAUCUGGGGGUCAGUGAUGUUUAUUGUUUCGGGGUCUUUAUCGAUUGGAGCAGGGAAAAGAACUACAAAGGGUAUGGUUCGAGGUAGCCUAGGAGUAAAUAUUACAAGCUCCAUCUUUGCUGCAAUAGGGAUCAUAUUCAUGGCAAUCAGCUUGCACAUUUAUUCAUUCCAUCCUUACAUCUGUUACGGUACUAAGAUGCAAGAGGAUUGUGCCAUGGUCGUAUCUAUUAUAACAGGUCUAGAAUUCCUGGUGUUAAUUUUAAGCAUACUGGAGUUCUGCAUUGCUGUGUCCCUGUCUGCUUUUGGAUGCAGAGUCACCUGUUGUAAUCCUGGUGGGGUUGUACUCAUUAUGCCAUCCAAUUCUCACAUGGCAGAAUCAUCACCAUCUGCACCAUUUAUGGACUAUUCGACGCCAGCAAUAGUUCAACAGAAAAACGUUCCGUAACGUCAACAUGAAAGUAAUGCAAGUAGCAUGCUCAGAGAAAGUCCCAGAAUCCAACUUUGAUUUAUAAUAUGUCAAAUUCAAGUCAGGUUUCCAUCCUCCCCACCCCCUCUAUGAACUCAGUAACUCAGAUGAGUGCUUCUUUGUCAAGAAGAACAGUUGUGAAAGGAACAAACCAGAUGUUGAAGACGUCGAUAGCCUUUGGAAGUUUUUCACUCAUAUCUAGAGCUUGAUGUAAUAAGGUGAAACUAGUAAGUGAAAUCUGACAAAGGACUGAACAAAAUGGCUGCAACGAAGCCUCCUUGGAGAAGAUACAUUUAUAACUUUUUUUUUACAGUUUUACUUAUGCUUAUUAGCUGUGUUUCUUUUUUUUUCUCUCCUUUUUUUUCUAUUAGUGAUUUAACAGAAUUUUCCAAAAAUCAAGAUUCCACUGGCAUGAAUUUACGCAAGCAUGCAUGGUUGCGUAAGUGAAGAUUAUAUCCUUUUGCUGUGCUGGAAAAUAUCUCCCAUGUUUUCCAACAGUUUGGAUUUUUCUGACUACUAUGUUCACUUCACCUAGAAUGCCACAUGCCAGGCCCCUAGUUGGUUUUUUUCCUUAUUCCAUGGUAAAGAAGCUAUCCCAUGUACUUAUUUUAACUCUUAUUCUUAAUAAAUAACUUUUAUUGUUUCAGUCACGGGACCCAUGCUUCUUGUUGACCGAAGCAUAAGGUUUUUGUCAUUCUUCCUCUUGAUGAGUUUUUCAUGAUCUUUACAUAUUUUAUUUUACUUGUUACCUGUGUAUAUUUCAUAAUUAUUGGUAACAAUCUGCUAUCUAUAUUUGAUGAUAAAAUUAUAUUUUUCAUUUAUGUUUGGUGUCUUGAAAAUACUUUUAGUCUGUCAUUUUAUCUGAUUUCUUCAUAUUAUUUUAACAUUUUUUUCAUUUUUCAUCUGAAUUUUGCAACAUAUUCAUUUGUAAUUCACUUUUACUUACUUCUUUUGUGACUUUGUAGCUGGCAUGUAUUAGUGUUGUUUAUGAAUAUUUUCAAAUGUUAAAUAGAAAUGUUUGUUUUUCUUUAUAAUAAAGACAUAUUUGUUAGUUCUUAUGCCAAUCAUAGUCUUCUAAAUAUUUUAUCUGUGGGUCAGGGAUAUAGCUCAGUCUCCUAAAACACCAAUUUGCAGGGCUGAGGAUCCAGAGGUGGCAGGUUCAAUCCCUGGUACCUUCUCAUGCAAGAAAUAAGCAAUGCACUGAUCUCCUCUCUUUCCUACUAUCUUUCAAAGAGAAGGAUGAAUAUGGGAUGAUCUCACUCAUAGACAGAAGUUAAGAAAUAACAACAGAAGAGAAAGCACAAAUCAUAAUUUUUACUUUGGACACCGAAGCAGAGGAAUUUGGAGGGUUGGAUAUGGGGUGAGGUUCAGAUCCUGGUGCAGAAUGGGGGAAGAGGACCUAGGUGGAGUAUAAGAAUGCUUUGCAGAAAACUGAAAAAAAAAAAUUACACAUAUACCAACAACUGUAUUUACUGUUCGCUGUAAACCAUUAAUCUCCCCAAUAAAAAAUAAAAAUUUAAAUAA